Messenger RNA from Cicer arietinum (chickpea), 1674 nucleotides. RefSeq names its product F-box protein At1g67340-like. The record is from RefSeq and is a predicted model, not a curated record. Gene Ontology annotation, molecular function: protein binding. Lineage: Eukaryota; Viridiplantae; Streptophyta; Magnoliopsida; Fabales; Fabaceae.
UUGCUGUUGUUGUGGUCUGGGGUCAACAAUACCUUUUGUUUUGUUGGGAGAUUCAUUAGUCAUUACUCAUUAUACCAUUACCCUCUUAUAUAUAUAACCCUUUUGCCUUAGUUUUUGUAUCUCUUAAACAAGAGAGAAAAAAAAGAUAUAGAAAGAGAUUAAUUAAGUAGAGGGAUAUGAGAACUAGGAGAGGGGCUUGUUAUCCAGAACCUGGAAUAGUAACAACGGUAUGUUCCGUUGCAAAGAGAAAGAAGGAUGUGCUAAUACUCGCGCAUAUGCCUAAAGAGUAUAAUUUUUGUCCAAAGAAGCAGAAGAAAUGUUCCGAGAAAACGGUUACGGAAUACGAUUAUUUCGAUACUUUGCCCGACGACCUUGUUAUUUCUAUCUUCUGCAAGCUUAGCUUCACAGCCACUUCCCCUUCCGAUUUUGUCAGCGUUUUCAUAACGUGUAAAAGAUUAAAAAGAUUAGCACUCCAUUCUCUUGUGUUAUCCAAAGCGUCUCCGAGAACUUUCUCCAUUAAAGCCAAAAACUGGUCCGAAUCUGCACAACGAUUUCUCAAACAGUGUGCAGAGGCAGGGAAUGUUGAAGCCUGUUAUACUUUAGGCAUGAUUCGAUUUUACUGUUUACAAAACAAAGGGAGCGGUGCUUCGCUUAUGGCAAAAGCUGCGAUGAACUCUCACGCGCGUGCUCUCUACUCGCUUGCGGUUAUACAGUUCAACGGCAGCGGCGGUACAAAAAGUGACAAAGACCUCCGUGCCGGAGUUGCUCUUUGCGCCAGAGCCGCUUUUCUCGGCCACAUCGACGCGCUGCGUGAGCUUGGACACUGUUUACAGGACGGUUACGGUGUUAAGCAGAACAUCGCCGAGGGGAGGCGUUUUCUCAUCCAGGCGAACGCACGUGAACUUGCCGCCGUAUUAUCAACCGGCGCCGCCGCACAUCAUUUUGUAUCAAAAAACGUUCAAUCGCAACUCCGACACGUCGUGGCGUCCGGAUGUCCGCUUCUGAGCGAUUUUGGAUGUAACGUGCCGGCGCCGGAGCCACAUCCGGCCAGCCGGUUCAUGGCGCAGUGGUUUGCGAUUCGAGGCGGUUCACCUGGUUCUGGUUUAAGGCUCUGUUCGCAUGUAGGUUGUGGACGGCCGGAGACGCGGAAGCAUGAGUUUCGACGGUGUUCGGUGUGUGGCGCGGUGAAUUAUUGCUCACGCGCGUGUCAAGCACUUGAUUGGAAGUUCCGCCAUAAGGUGGAAUGCGCACCUGUGGAGCGAUGGCAUGACGAAGAUGAUGAAGACGCCGGAGAAGAUGACGGCGACCGUGAGGUAAUGGUUAUGGAGGAUAGUUAGAGAAAUUUUCGGAAUGGUAUUAUGGCUAUGGUUAACGGUAACGGUAACGGAAGUCAAUUUACACGGCUCUAACGGCGAAAUGAAUCAAUUUUUGAUGAGGUGUCCAAGAAAUUAUACGUGAUUUAUUUGGCCGUGUUAAAAGGUAGAGACUUUUGUAUACGUACAUGUACGUACCUCAGUACAUGUCUUCCUUUUUUUCUCUUUCUUGUAUAGUGAGAAAAUUAUCCCGAAAAAUGAUGGGUGUUGAUUUUCCUAUUUUCUAUUUCCUUAAAAAUUUUGGUUACAAUCCUAAAAGUUUAUGUCAAAAGAAAAUUAUAAGUUAUGAUUUUGCUAUCAA